AUGAAGUGGGUGAAGGUGCUUGGGGGAGUUGUGGGGGUUGCUGCCCUCUUGGGGCUGGGGAUCAUCCUGGGACACUUUGCCAUUCCCAAAGGGGCUGACCCGCUAGCCCCCAGUGUCUCCCAGGACCUGGACCUGGAGAUCCUUGAGACCGUUAUGGGACAGCUGGAUGCCAGUAGGAUCCGCGAGAAUCUUAGAGAACUCUCCAGGGAGCCACACCUGGCCUCCAGCCCCCGGGAUGAGGCGCUAGUGCAGCUGCUGCUGCAGCGCUGGCGAGACCCAGAGUCAGGCCUGGACUCGGCUGGGACCUCCACGUAUGAAGUGCUGCUGUCCUUCCCCAGCCAGGAGCAGCCUAACCGCGUGGCCGUUGUGGCUCCCACUGGGGACAUCCUCUUCUCCUGUCGCCAGAGCGAAGAGAACGUGACUGAGGAGCAGGCAGGGCCCGAUGUGGUGUCACCCUAUGCUGCCUAUGCCCCUUCCGGAACCCCACAGGGCCUCCUCGUCUAUGCCAACUGGGGCAUGGAAGAAGACUUUGAGGAGCUACAGACUCAGGGCAUCGAACUCAAAGGCACCAUCGCCCUGACCCGCUACGGGGGUAUAGGACGCGGGGCCAAGGCUGUGAACGCUGCCAAGUACCAGGUGGCUGGGGUGCUGGUGUACACAGAUCCCGCAGACAUCAACGAUGGGCACAGCUUGCCCAAUGAGACCUUCCCGCACUCUUGGUACCUGCCUCCCUCGGGGGUAGAGAGAGGCUCCUACUACGAGUAUUUUGGGGACCCCCUGACUCCCUAUCUUCCAGCCAACCCUUCCUCCUUCCGCCUGGACCCUACUACUGCCUCCGGAUUUCCCCCAAUUCCCACUCAGCCCAUUGGCUUCGAGGAUGCCAAAGUCCUUCUCUGUAACCUCCAAGGAACCUCAGCCCCGGCUGCCUGGCAAGGAGCACUGGGCUGUGACUACAAGUUGGGGCCCGGCUUCCAGCCGGAUGGUGCCUUCGCAAGCAGCCAGGUGAACUUGAGUAUCCACAACAGCCUGGAACUACGGAACUCCUCCAACGUCUUGGGAAUCAUCCGCGGGGCUGUGGAGCCUGACCGCUAUGUGAUGUAUGGAAACCACCGGGACAGCUGGGUACACGGGGCCGUGGACCCCAGCAGUGGCACUGCUGUCCUCCUGGAGAUCUCCCGCGUCCUGGGGACCCUGCUGAAGAAGGGCACCUGGCGCCCCCGCAGAUCGGUUGUGUUUGCGAGCUGGGGGGCAGAGGAGUUUGGGCUCAUUGGCUCCACAGAAUUCACAGAGGAGUUCUUCAGCAAGUUGCAGGAGCGCACCGUGGCCUAUAUCAACGUGGACAUCUCAGUCUUUGCCAACGCCACCCUGAGGGUGCAGGGGACGCCCCCAGUCCAGAGUGUCGUCUUCUCCGCAGCUAAGCAGAUCCCCGCACCAGACCCCAGCAGACUCAGCAUCUACGACAACUGGAUCCGGUAUUUCAACCGUAGCAGUCCCGUGUACGGCCUGGUCCCCAGGCUGGGCUCUCUGGGUGCUGGCAGCGACUAUGCACCCUUCAUUCACUUCCUGGGCAUCUCCUCCAUGGACAUCGCCUACACCUAUGACCAGAGUAAGACCUCAGCCCGGAUCUACCCCACCUACCACACAGCCUUCGACACCUUUAGUUACGUGGACAAGUUUGUGGACCCAGGCUUCGGCAGCCACCUGGCCGUAGCCCAGACAGCAGGGAAUGUGCUUCUCCGGCUCAGUGACAGCCUCUUCCUGCCUCUGAACGUCAGUGACUACAGUGAGACCCUCCGAAGCUUCCUGCAGGCUGCCCAGCAAGACCUUGGGGCCCUGCUGGAGCAGCACAGCAUCAGCCUGGGGCCUCUGGUGACUGCAGUGGAGAAGUUUGAGGAGGCAUCCAUAGCCUUAGGCCAAAACAUAUCAGCACUGCAGAAGGCCAACCCCAACCCCCUGCAGGUUCGGAUGCUCAAUGACCAGCUGAUGCUCUUGGAACGAACCUUCCUGAACCCUCGAGCCUUCCCAGAGGAACUCUACUACAGCCAUGUGCUCUGGGCACCCCGCACUGGCUCUGUAGCCACGUUCCCGGGCCUAGCCAAUGCCUGCUCCAGAGCCAUGAACACAAGCCUCGGAUCUGCAGCCUGGGCCGAGGUGCAGAGGCAGCUCAGUAUUGUGGUGGCAGCACUGGAGGGUGCAGCAGCCACCCUGAGGCCUGUGGAUGACCUCUGACUCCAGCCCUACACUACCACCCUUCAUCUAACCCUCUCCCACUUGUUCUCCUUGGCUGUGUCUCAGUCUUCCCUGAUGCCAGAAGGCACAACCACGGGACCCUCUCAAGCUUCUGAGGCAACUGCUCAGGGUCCCACCAGUUGUGGACGCCUGAAAGGAGUGACAAGCACUAGAUGAAAAGCUCCCUUAUCCUGUCUCUUGGCUGGCAGAGGGUGGAGAACAGGAGGCGGGCAUGGUGGGAAUGGCAAAGCCAAUAGCUCUUGGUAGUGGGUGGGCGAGGAUGGGAUGCUUAAUAGUAACCUUAGAUACCAACUAAGAG
This is a messenger RNA of Pteropus alecto (black flying fox), 2548 nucleotides long. RefSeq names its product N-acetylated alpha-linked acidic dipeptidase like 1 (gene NAALADL1). The coding region runs from base 1 to 2229 and encodes 742 amino acids. Gene Ontology annotation, molecular function: carboxypeptidase activity. The transcript has 18 exons. The record is from RefSeq and is a predicted model, not a curated record. Lineage: Eukaryota; Metazoa; Chordata; Mammalia; Chiroptera; Pteropodidae.